Messenger RNA from Soboliphyme baturini, 873 nucleotides. The record is from the annotation of a GenBank genome assembly. NCBI's taxonomy places the organism in Eukaryota, Metazoa, Nematoda, Enoplea, Dioctophymatida, Soboliphymatidae.
AUGAUUGUGAAAAAGUACGUCAUACGUUCGCGAGAAACGGCGAUCGACUACCAAUGCGUGCUGAUGACGCUGGACUCAUUUCGGUUGGGCGGAGCCCUCACUGGAUGUGCUCAUGUGGUAAUGAUAUCGAUUAAUCAUCACUUGCUGAUAUCGCGGCCUUUGCUGUAUUACCAAAUAUUCAGCAGAUCAAAGGUGUGCAUCGCCCUAGCGUUGUUGUGGAUACUUCCAACCGCUGCAUCGAUGACCUAUCUGUCGGCAUUCCCUAGGCUCGGCUUUCGUUCGCCGGAUGGCCUGUGUUCUGGAGCGGCAAUUCAUCACAAUUUCACUUACAGGAUAAGUGUAUCGUCAUUCAUUUUGGCCUCAAUAGCGGUCACAUUUCUUAUCUAUAUAUCCAUGCUAAGAAGCCUGAAGAAUCGACGGCUUCGAUUUGCCAAACAGUCCAGCAAGGCGUUGUCACUCCGGCUAAAGAAAAGAAGACAAAUGCUGUUGACAGUUUUGUAUGUGUGGCUUGCGUUUUUGAUUGGCUGGAUGCCAGCGUGCAUCUUCACGGCUUUGUUCUGUUUUUCAUGCCCGUUCCACUACAUCAUCGGCGACGGGGACGUUUUGUACUUUAGAUUCAGCGUGGUUGCCGGUUGUUGCAUUUUGCUCAAAGGCUUAGUCAAUCCAUUCAUUUACGCGCUUCGUAUUCCCGAAAUUGCGGCUGAUUUUAAAAGGCUGUUCAGACUCAAAACAGCAGACAGCCAGAACAGGCUUUCAGGAUCAAGAUCCUCGAUACUACUUAUGUUUUCGAAAGCCGGUUUGGACAAGUCUAAGGUCGACCUGAUUACAGAUACACUCACCAAAGCCUAUUUUAGCUAUGAUUCGUCAUCAUAA